Molecule: messenger RNA, 4061 nt
Organism: Papilio xuthus (Asian swallowtail)
Lineage: Eukaryota; Metazoa; Arthropoda; Insecta; Lepidoptera; Papilionidae
Gene: ENGase
Product: cytosolic endo-beta-N-acetylglucosaminidase
Exons: 9
Coding region: 1684-3981 (765 amino acids)
Biological process (GO): protein deglycosylation
Cellular component (GO): cytoplasm
Molecular function (GO): mannosyl-glycoprotein endo-beta-N-acetylglucosaminidase activity
Source: RefSeq, a predicted model, not a curated record
AAUGUUAAAUAUUAAUGAUUGCGCCCUGUUGUCUAUGUCAAAAAAAGGUCACGAUACUUUUUGUACUGUACCGUCAUGUUAUUUAUUUUGCCAAUUUUCUAUACCUACGUAGGUCUUAAAUAUUUUUUGACAGAACGAACUGCGAUGUAUCACGAAUAUUUGCGAUAUGAGCCUUCGUAACGUCAUCGACAAAAUAUAUCAGAAUUUGUUAGAAAUUGAUGAUUAAUUUAUGUCCAGUUUUUACAAAUGUUGACGAUGACGGUAAGAAAAUGUUCUCACGAAUAUUCAGUCUAGGACCUCAGAUAGUCUUGUUUGUUUGGAGAAGACAUGAAGUUUCAUAAUAAUGGCAUUAUGAGUGACAACAAGAUAUACCCUUGUCUUUUAUAAUAUUAUCGGUUUUGUUACUGUUACUUCAAAUAGUUUAAGAUAUAGAUAGAACUUCUAGAAUUAUUACUCGGGGAGCAUUGUUCACUUUGCAGAUUUGGUUAUAAUACUUUAUCCUAUUUAUGGCACAUAUUCUUUGGAUGCUGAUUAAAAGUUUUGCUUGUUUUCUUUGUUAACCAAUUUCGACUUUCCCACAACAAACUUGCUAAUGCUACUAUAACUCUUAUGAAUAAACAUUCCUUUUAAUAUACCACAGAAAAAAAAAAUGAUCAUGGGAAUUUAAACUUAACAGCCAAAGACAUUACAUAGAGGAUACUCUGCUGAUUUUGACAUGAUUGACCAAUAACAAAUACAUUUUUCUUUGUCCUAAUUCUAUUGGUAUGUACAUUACAUCUACCAAUUGCAUUUAAUAUAAAUUGAAUGGCAUAAAUUGGACAAAUUCUAGAAUGUAAUAAGGUCAUACUCGGCUAGUUAUUGUAAUAUAUUGGCAUAAACACAUUUUAGUUGUACAAUACUUAUCAAUAGUGACACACAUCCUGAUUUCUUUAUCAAAUCUAGGACAGGCUAGUCCCACACUAAUGGGAAAUAUUCCGCUAUUGUCCUACUUUACAAACAUUUUUCUAAGAAUCACUAAUUAAUUAUUUUGUUUCAAUCUGUGAAAAUAUCUUUGCUUACUUGGACUCCCUUUGAGUGCCCAUAACAUUUUGUGUUAUUAAUUAUAUUUAGUUAAUUAUAUAUUAUUUGUGUUAUUAAAUUACUCAAAACAAAUAUUGAGUACCUAACCUAAGUAUAUUUGUUAACAACAAUUUAAAAAAAAGAAAUAAUUACCAGUUUUUAAUGUAAAUUAAUUUAUAUGAUGAACCAUAAUGGCAUAUCACCUGUACCUUUGCUAAAGAGAUCUAGUUUAUUUGGUAGUGUGUCGUAAGAUAGGAGCAAGAUUAAAUAAAGAUGACAAAUAGAAUAGUGUGGUAAUGUUGAUUCUAAAUAGAACAUCUAGCGACGCACAUCAAUUUAUAUUUCUCAAUGAAAUAUAUUAUUGCGUUUAAUAACUGUGGCAUUGACCGAUGUUCUGAUUACUAAUACACUUUGCAACUACAUUUCAACGCAUUUGUUUACGUGCAUUCAUAUAACCCGCCAUUGUGGAGAACAUUUGUCAAUGUCACUGUGAAGUUUUGACUGAAAGUAAAUAAAUCGUGUUGUUUUGGAUGAAUUACAAAUUAAAUUUUAAAUUAAACAAAAUAAAAAAGUUUCGUGCUUCGUUCAUUAAAUAUUGGCACUCACUGAUUUUAUGAAAAGACAAUGUCGCAGAUUUCACAAUUAAGUUUGGCUCCGGAACUAACCUGCAGACCUUUAGAUACAUACGACGAGAUUCUGGAAUUCUUAAAAGAUCCUCCUUCAUGGAGAACCCUAUGUACAGAGCUAAAGCCUCAUAGCCAACAAGCUAUUAGAAACGUAGACAUCAAUAAAGAUUUCGGAAAAACAUUUUUGGAAACCCCGCAAACUUUCUGUCAUUAUAUGACGGAUACGGAAGACUUAGCUGAACGUCAAAAUAUUAAAAAGUUACCAAAAACUUUGGUAUGUCACGAUAUGGCAAACGGAUAUCAUGAUGACUGCGUGGUGGACGGUACAAAUGACCAUGAGGCGUACACAUUUUACAACUGGGGCGGGAUUGAUAUUUUCUGCUACUUCAGCCACCACCUGGUAACCAUACCUCCACUGGGAUGGAUCAAUAUUGGUCACGCACACGGUGUUCAAGUUAUUGGAACAAUUAUAACAGAAUGGAGCGAAGGGUCGGCUUUUUGGGAAAAUAUUUUGUCUUCAGAAGACAAAAUGGAAGAAUUUGCCGACGCUUUAGUCUACAUCGCGAAAACGCUCAGUUUUGAUGGCUGGCUACUGAACGUCGAAAACAAGGUGUCGCGACCGCGCGAACUGGUGUCGUUCGUGCGGCUGCUGCAUGGGAAGCUGCGCGCCGCGCUGCCGCACCCGCUGCUGCUCUGGUACGACAGCGUCACCGUCGCCGGACACCUCAACUGGCAGAACUGUCUUAAUGAAAAGAACAGGGCAUUCUUCGACGCUUGCGAUGGAAUCUUCACAAACUACUCGUGGUCUGAGCACGAGGUGCGCGCGAGCGCGGUGGCAGCAGGCGACCGCCUCACCGACGUCUACGUGGGGAUCGACGUCUGGGGACGCAACUUCUACGGCGGUGGCCAGUUCAAUACGCAGGAGGCGGUGAAGGUGGCGCACAGCCACGGGUGCUCGCUGGCGGUGUUCGCGCCGGCGUGGACGCACGAGGCGCGCUCGGACGCGUCCUGCGACGUGGACAUGUUCACGCCCAAGGUCAACACGUACGAGCAGUUCCUGCUGCGCGAACGCGCGCUGUGGGGCAGCCUGUGGCCCUACCUCAACACCAAGCUGCCCUGCGCGCUGCCCUUCGCCUCCUCCUUCUGCCGCGGUCAGGGCGACAAGCGCCGCUUCUAUGGAGAAGUAAUAAGUCCCGGGCCGUGGUACAACUUGCGGCACAUGCAGUACCAGCCCAACUCGUCGCACGGCCCGCACGGCUACCUGCUCUCCGUGCUCGAGAACAUCAUCAAUGCCUCUCGGCACGGCUUCUUCAAGGACAAGGCGGAGAUGACGCGCUGCAGGCGCUCCCUCGAGCUCACCAGGAGUGGAUUGUCCAUAAAAGAUAACAAAAAACCUUCCGUUGAAGCUCGCAGCGUGUCGCAACUCUCCGUAGUAAAAGAAACUAAAUCGGAGACUGCCGGCGAAGAGGACAACACCAUCCCCGUCGAAGAAAAAGAUGAGAAGACCGAAAACGAAGAAAAGUCUACGAAGUCGCGUAAAGUGACCGACGCUUUCCGAAAUUUGUUCAAGAUAGCUCCGUCCAAGGAGCCGGUGGAGCAGCCCGAGCCCAGCGCCGCGGCCGCAGCCGGCGCGGAGCCCGACACCGACGCCGAGGCAUCCGACAGCUCCAUGAUUCAGACCUCCUUGAACAUACGCCUCGGUCAGAACCCGAAGAAGAUUCGCCUCGCCCUGGCCCCCGUGCCCAACGAGCUGGAGUGCCUGCAGCCUUACUUUAAGGAUAGUUUCAUCGGCGGCUCGUGUCUCAAACUGAAUCCCUCGGACAAGGUGGACCCGGCACACCGGUGCGCCAGGCUGCUGCACUGCGACUUUCCCAUCGACGGCGACUUGGUCGCGUGCGUCGUUACUAAAAAUUUGCGGACUCAUCCGGAUCAAUAUCUGAACGUGGUCCUGCGCGUGCUGUCCGCCACCGGCGCUCAGAUGAGGAUCGUAUUAUUCGGAGGCACCGUUUCCCAGGGCGAGGGCCCGCCGGCGAGCGGCUCCUCCGUCACCUACGUCUUGCCCUUCAACUCCGACCCCGCCUUCGAGGACAUUCAGAAGUAUAUGAUGCUCAACGAGCCGGGAUUCUACAUCCCCGUGGAGAAUCAUUUCGGUUGGAACGUUAGAUACUACCUGGUGAGCGGCGUGCGAGACGUGCGGGGCGCGCGCGUGGCCGGCGUGGACUGCCGCACGGGCCGCCCCGAGGGACCCGUACUGCUCGGACACUUCGGACUCUGCCAACACUCUAACGUGGCGUAAUCAGAAGAAGCUAUAUCUCGUAGCCAAAUAUUUAUAUUCCAUGUUGGUACUAUGUAUAUUGUACUAGGUAAAAUUGUUUU